AUGACUUAUAAGAGCGACCAACCUGCAACCUGGAUUGAAAGGGAAAUCAAUCAAGAUAUCUUUGUGUUCAUCAUGAGACUUCAGUUCCUGGCUUCGGUAUAUUUACUAGGCAGUGGAGUCAAUGCUCUAUCAGACUGCAAAUGUGCCCCUUCUAUGCCAUGCUGGCCCUCAACCUCUGAAUGGUCCUCGUUGAACGAAACGAUCUCGGGUCGUCUUAUCAAGACGACUCCUGUAGCAUCAGUCUGCUACCGUGGUGAUCCAAACUUCAAUCCUGACCUGUGUGAAACCGUUCGUUCAAACUGGACCACUUGGCCGUUCCAUUCGGGAAAUCCCGUGAGCGUUGGAGAUCCAUCCUUCGACAACGCCUGUGCUCCUAUCUUUCCUAAUGGCACCACUUUGUCUGGUGAUAAAAAUGCGGGAAAGAAUGGAUGCUCACUCGGGAAAUAUCCUCCGUACGUGGUCAACGCGACUGGUGCCGAGGAUGUUCAAGCCGCUGUUCAUUUUGCCAAAAAGUGGAACUUGCGAUUGAAUGUCAAGAACACCGGACACAGCGGAGAACGAAGUAUCAACCCUGGAAGCCUCUCUAUCUGGACGCACAAUAUGAAGGAUAUUCAAUACCACGAGUCGUUUGCACCGAAGAGUUGUUCAAGCAACUCCACACACAGGGCAGCUACCUUGGGUGCUGGAGUGCAAGAUGGUGAGUUGUUUACAGCGAUGGCCAAACAUGAUUCCCUUGCUGUGGGCGGACAAAACAAUGAUGUUGGAGUGGUCGGGUGGGCUACCGGUGGUGGCCACGGCCUUGCGACUGGCAUAUACGGAAUGGGAGCCGACAACAUCAUCGAGGCGAUCAUUGUGACACCAAAUGGCGAUGUUUUGAAAGCCAACAGUUGCCAAAACGAAGAUCUAUUCUGGGCUGUUCGCGGGGGAGGCGGCAGCACAUUUGGUAUCAUUAUCAGUGUUACUGUUAAGGCGUUCAAAAUGCCUUCGACUACCCUGAUCGGUGUCAAUGUUUCACCUCGGAGUGGAAUAUCCUCCAAGGAAUGGUACAGUCUAGUUGCAAAGAUGCAUGGCGAGUUCCCCCGUUUACAGGACAUUGGAGUUCAUGGGUAUUAUACGUUGUCACGCUCCGCAUUCAGCGUUGCCUUGUUGCAGUAUAAUGCGGGAAAUCAAACGAAUGAUGGCCUUUUAAUGCCAUUGCGGAAAAUGUUGAAAUCAGCAAAUUCAACAGUGAGCUCACAAUUUACUUCCCAAUGGGCGCCAACUUGGUAUGAUCUUGUGAAGGACAUUCCGCUAUAUGGAAGCACAGGUAAAACACACAGCGCUCGCACAUCGCGAUUCCUUUCCAGACAAACAGUCCAAGAUACACAGUCUCUCGCUAAGGCUCUGGAGGCAAUUUCAGAGCCAGAUUCUCUAACAGGGAAAGGAGUGUCCAUCCCAUCCAUAUCCGGCACCAUGACAGCGAGCAGAGCUCCCGUGGACAACUCUUUGAACCCAUCAUGGCGCGACUCUGUUGUUCAUGUAAUCUCAACCCAGAGUUGGGAUGAUACAGUUCCACAUGAGAUAAGGGAGAAAGCCAUCCAUGAUAUGACUUUUAAGAGAGGAUACGCAUUGCGACAGUCAGCACCUGACACCGGUGCCUAUCUUAAUGAGGCAAACCGAAAUGAACCGAACUGGCAGUGGUCCUUCUGGGGACCAAAUUACCCCCGGCUUCAAGCCAUCAAGCAAAAGUAUGAUCCGGACAGCCUUCUAUGGUGCCACCAAUGCGUAGGCAGUGAAGCCUGGACCGAGGGAAACAACAGCACCCUUUGUCGGGGGUACUGA
Molecule: messenger RNA, 1821 nt
Organism: Penicillium olsonii
Lineage: Eukaryota; Fungi; Ascomycota; Eurotiomycetes; Eurotiales; Aspergillaceae
Source: the annotation of a GenBank genome assembly